Hymenoscyphus albidus is the source of this 1148-nucleotide messenger RNA. The record is from the annotation of a GenBank genome assembly. NCBI's taxonomy places the organism in Eukaryota, Fungi, Ascomycota, Leotiomycetes, Helotiales, Helotiaceae.
CCAGGCCAAGCCCGAGAAAUGUGGCAGGCGUGAGCACGUGAUUCCGACGCUAGUGCCUUUGACUUGGCUUGAUUCAACGACGACUCUUUACGACAAGAACUACAAUUGAAAGACCCACGGAACGUCUACAAAUCACACAAAAUGCCAAUCAAACCAAUCACCGGAGUAUGUAUACUUGUCUCUACCUUGACGAGUCUUCGCGAAUCCACUCGGGACUCGAAAGCUUUGGAAUUCAUGGGCUGACUUGUUUCUUCCAGAUGCUCCGACGGGGCCUUGUCCUUGACCUCAGUGUCGCUGGUGGUAAGUGAUAUUGAUUUUGAAAUUCUUUCUGUUAUGUUCGGGCGAUUUCGACCACAUAAAUCUCGGAGCCGAUUGGUGCGAAAGUGGGAGGAGGCAUGGUGGGGUGUCGGAAUCAGGCAUGAGGAUGGAAACGAACUUGGAAGCUCUGCGCAUAGAACAGUCAGCCAAAUCGCUGUUCAAACUUUUGAGAGCUGCUCUUGGAUACCCCUUCUUCCUUCGGCGAUUGUAUAUUUCAAGGAGCGCUGCGAGCUGCGGUAUUAGGCAAAUACGGAGAGCGAUGUUCUGCCAGGAUAAAGGCCAUAACUUGAGAUCUGGACAACGUCGCAUGGAACAUGUUAGUCGGGGAAAAGCUAAUCCGAAUUCGAAUAGGUCUCGGAACAGCCUUUGGAUACGCCUUUUGGUACGGAUACCACGUUCCAGCCGUCCGCAAACGCGAUGCUUUCUACGCAAAACUUGAGGACCAAAGAGCGGCAAACGCAUCAGCAUAGAGAUGAGUUGGGAAGUUAUGGAUAGGUGUGGGGAUCAGUGUUGCCGGAGUUGUCAUUAUUCGGGCGGAAGGGAUGGAUGCUGGAUGCGGGAGGAUCAAGCUGUACAUUACCACCAACACGUACGAUCCGGUUUCUCUGGCAAUGCAUAUGUUUUCGUUGAAAACAGCCAGUUUCGAUUGAGAAUAUCACAUUUUGAUCCAUUGAGUGCGUUAUUGGUUGGUUGAGGGUCAGUUCUGGUGGUAGUACUGCGCAAGCUGGUCAAAUUUCAACGCCAUCAUUUGAGAUGUUUCGAUUUGGAAACUGUAUAGAAAACAAGACACCAAUGUGUUCAUAUCUCACCGAUUUAGAGCAAUUUCACGG